This is a messenger RNA of Stomoxys calcitrans (stable fly), 1861 nucleotides long. RefSeq names its product sideroflexin-1-3 (gene Sfxn1-3). Gene Ontology annotation, biological process: monoatomic ion transport; serine import into mitochondrion. Gene Ontology annotation, cellular component: mitochondrial inner membrane. Gene Ontology annotation, molecular function: monoatomic ion transmembrane transporter activity. The transcript has 8 exons. Bases 148 to 1113 code for a protein of 321 amino acids. Lineage: Eukaryota; Metazoa; Arthropoda; Insecta; Diptera; Muscidae. The record is from RefSeq and is a predicted model, not a curated record.
CACCAAUUGAACAGAGCCAACAGUUCGACAGUUAAGUUGCUGUCAGUUGCUAGCCUGCUCCAAACCAAACCGGUCGAACCUCCCCUGAACCUCAGUGUUAAGGCUAAACUUCAGUUCUAGCAACAGGCAGCAAGAGUCUAAAUCGAAAUGUCAGACAUAGCCAAAAUCGAUAUCGAUCAGCCCAAAUAUGAACAGAGCACUUAUGUGAAUCGUGCCAAACAUUUUUUCCUUCUGACAAAUCCCCUCAAUUUGUUGGCCUCAAGUGAUGAGCUGGAACGUGCUAAACGUAUUGUUACCGAUUACAGAGCUGGCAAACCUGUGCCAGAUGUGAAAGAUGUCGAAGAUUUAUGGAGAGCCAAAUACCUGUAUGACUCCGCCUUCCAUCCCGAAACGGGGGAAAAGUCCUUAAUUAUCGGUCGCAUGUCUGCCCAAGUGCCCAUGAAUACAUUGAUAACAGGAUGCAUGCUUUCUUUCUACAAAACAACACCGGCUGUGGUUUUCUGGCAAUGGGUGAAUCAAACAUUCAACGCUGUUGUAAACUAUACAAAUCGUUCGGGUUCAACACCCAUCUCUAAAGAGCAAUUGGUGACGUCAUAUAUUUUGGCUACUGGUGGUGCUCUGACAACAGCUUUAUCCCUUAAUAGAAUAGUUAAGAAUUUAAAUCCUUUAAUUGGCCGUUUGGUACCCCUCGCCGCUGUGGCUGCCGCCAAUUGCAUCAAUGUCCCUAUGAUGCGUUUGCAAGAAUUGAAGAAUGGUGUCACUCUUUUGGAUGAACAAAAUAACGAAAUGGGCAUAUCAAAGAAGGCUGCAGCGGUGGGCAUUACUGCUGUUGUCGCCAGUAGAAUAGCAAUGGCAACACCAGGCAUGGUACUCACACCAUUGCUGAUCAACAAAUUGGAGAAGGGUGGUUUCUUAAAACGUUUCCCCAAGGCUAGUGCUCCCAUCCAAACCCUGUUCUGUGGAUUUGUCCUAAUCUUUGCCACUCCCAUGGGUUGUGCAUUCUUCAGUCAAAGGGCAGCCAUUAAUGUUGAGAGUUUAGAACCUGAAGUUAAGGAGGAAAUUAAGAAGAAGAAUCCUGCUCUAACCGAAGUAUGGUUCAAUAAGGGAUUGUAAAGCCCUACAGCACAGCAAGAGGAUACUGCAGCGGCUUCCAAAAAACAAAAGAAUUUGAAAAGAGCUUAGCAAACUUUACAAAAAAAAAAAAACAAAUCUGUUCAACCCAAUAAUGUGUUUGACAAUAACUUAAAAACCCCACAACAGCAACAACAACUUACAGCAUACUUUUCAAAUUGCUUUCUUUAGUUCAUCUUAGAUAGUAAAGUCGCCAAUUUCUAGGCUGGUGAAUAUCAAUGUCUUGUUUGUAGUUACCAAUAUGCACACAACGGUCAGUGUUCACAACCCCAUUGCAUUUAUUUUAUGUGUGUGUGUAUGUGUGUUCGAGUGUCAAUUAAUGUUCUUUUUGUUUGAACUCAUCCAUCUAUACUUUAAAAAUAAAUUAAGGUCAAAAACUAGGAUUUGAAUUCUUCAAUACAAAAUAAAUACGUAAACAUGAAUGUAUGUGCAUUUGUUUAUAUGCACAAAAUAAACAUAUUUUGAAAAAAUUACCUUCGAUCCUAACUUUUUAGAUGCGCAUCAAUUGAAAAUACAUAUAAACUUGACGCACAUCUGAAUGGAGUCUUUUAAGGUGACUCGUAAUACACAAAUUAUUUUAAAUAUUCAAUAAUUAAUUAAAAGCUGAACUUUUUCACUUCCUAAGUUACAAAAGAAUACAUUACGUAAGCACACAUACUUUUCGUUAAAAAAAAUGUUUAUUCUGUUAUUAUGUUUAUUACUCCAAUAAAUGAAAGAGUUUAAAACUGUA